UGUGUCAGAAAAUUCUACUCAAUACUAAGAAUCAAUUCGUAAACAUGAUAAUAUCUAUUUAGUAGAUACUGGUAACAGAUGUAUUCAUUGAAACAUUUUUUAAACGUUGGAAUAUAAAAUAAAAGAUAUCGAUGAUUAGUCGUCAUUAAUGUUGAAGUAUGGUGUCUAGUGCAAUAAAACAGCUGUACGACUUUGUUGUUGCCGUUAUUCAAUUAAGGGAAGAUAUUACAAGUUGUUAUUAUUAUACAAAAGCUACAGUAUUGUUUUCAGCGCUGCUUAGUCUUGCCUGCGGUUUAUAUAUUAGAUUCGGUACUUCAAAUGAGGAAUUAGAGCUGACAGCUUUAUCUUCCCCAGCUAACAUCUUUAUCUCAACUGGAAUCUGUGUGUUAUUGGCUUCGUUGGUCAACAGAAUACUCUACAAAUCUCAAGUAGCCUUCAUCAUAUGGAAUAUUUUGUAUUUUUGUGCGGGGAUCAUUGGAGAAUCACUUUCAGCAGUAAGAGCCUUACAGAACACCUCACUUGAGCAAAAUGCAAAACAUUCACACAAUACCAGAUGGUUCUUAAAUCUGAUAAUCUUUACUGGAUUUAGUUUGACUUUUAUACAGAUAUUUGCAUUGGCUGCUUCCAUGACUUGGGUUAUACUCAAUGUGGAAAGGAAAAAGAACUGAUACAUUUAUGUUUCUUCCACGGGCCAGUAAACAAUGGUAUCAUUAUACAAUGUAACACAGUUUAAGUUAACGGACGAAUCAAUACUUUUAAACAACUUGUGAAAUGGUCAUAAAUUGUUAUGUGUAUUUGUUAACGGAAUAAAUGAAAAUUAGUCUGAC
This is a messenger RNA of Mytilus trossulus (common blue mussel), 827 nucleotides long. RefSeq lists its product as uncharacterized. Lineage: Eukaryota; Metazoa; Mollusca; Bivalvia; Mytilida; Mytilidae. Bases 159 to 668 code for a protein of 169 amino acids. The record is from RefSeq and is a predicted model, not a curated record. The transcript has 6 exons.